AUGUUACGUACAUCAUCAUUUAUUAGACACUUUUUUAGCACAAGAACCGCAUGUUCAGUUCCUAGAAAGUCUCUAAAAGAAACACUGAAGGAACUCAUCCCUGAACGUAAGGAAAAGUUCUUAAAGCUCAAGAAAAACUACCACAAUGUAGAGAUUGGUAGAAUCACUAUCGGUUCAGUGACCACUGGAAUGCGCGGGAAUAAAUCGAUUUUUUGGGAAGGUUCUACCGUAGACCCGAAUAAAGGUAUCACAUUCCAUGGGAAGACUAUCGGAGAAUGCCAACAACAAUUACCAGGUGAUGAAUUUGGGUAUUUCCAUCCUGAAGCAAUCCUAUGGUAUCUAAUGACCAAACAAAUUCCCACAUCUCAACAAGUUCAACAUUUGACAGAAGAAUUGGCAGAAAGAGGAUCACCGAAGAACUUUCCUGAACUUACCUCGAAAAUAAUAGAUAUGCUACCACCAGAUACACAUCCUAUGACUCAAUUGGCUAUCGGUUUGGCUUCAUUAAGUAGAAAUUCAAAAUUUGCCUCGAAUUACCAAAGAGGCUUAAUUUCCAAAGAUCAUUAUUGGGAAGACACUUUAGAAGAUUCAUUAAACUUAAUAUCGUUCUUACCAAUAUUAACAGCUAAGAUUUAUUCUAAACUUGUUAACGGGGGCAAACCUUUGGGAGAGUUCUCGGUGAAAAAUGAUUGGACUCUUAAUAUUUGCUCACUGUUAGGUAUGUCUAAUGGAGUUCAUUCAAGUAACCACUGUAACCUGAAUAAUGAACAGUCUAAGGAUUUUUUAAGUCUAAUGAGAUUGUAUACCGGUAUCCAUGUGGAUCAUGAAGGCGGUAAUGUUUCAGCACACGCUACUCAUUUAGUAAAUAGCGCCUUAAGCGACCCAUAUUUAAGUUAUUCAUCAGGGAUUAUGGGGCUGGCAGGACCAUUGCAUGGCUUAGCUGCGCAAGAAGUCGUUCGAUUUCUUGUGGAAAUGAACUCAAGGAUUUCUUCACCUCAAAACACAGGAGAAAUCGAAGAAUAUUUGUGGAAUAUAUUAAAUUCUAAGAAAGUAAUUCCUGGAUAUGGCCAUGCGGUGCUAAGAAUUCCUGAUCCGAGAUUUACGACAAUGUUAAAAUUUGCUCAAUCAAGAACAACAGAGUUUGAAAAUGAUGAAAAUGUCAUAUUAAUGCAAAAAUUAUCCACGGUCGUUCCCGAUAUCUUAAAGGAACAUGGCAAAUGUAAAAAUCCAUUCCCCAAUGUUGAUUCGGCUUCAGGAAUUCUUUUCCACCAUUUUGGGAUUAAAGACUUAUUAUUUUUUACUGUAAUUUUUGGCUGUUCCAGAUCUAUAGGACCACUUACACAAUUGGUUUGGGAUCGUAUUUAUGGCUUACCAAUUGAAAGACCUAAGAGUAUUAGUCUCACUACAAUGCAAAAUUUAUGCUAUCAAUCUUAG
Molecule: messenger RNA, 1434 nt
Organism: Naumovozyma dairenensis CBS 421
Lineage: Eukaryota; Fungi; Ascomycota; Saccharomycetes; Saccharomycetales; Saccharomycetaceae
Gene: CIT3
Product: citrate (Si)-synthase CIT3
Exons: 1
Coding region: 1-1434 (477 amino acids)
Biological process (GO): tricarboxylic acid cycle; carbohydrate metabolic process
Cellular component (GO): mitochondrial matrix
Molecular function (GO): 2-methylcitrate synthase activity
Source: RefSeq, a predicted model, not a curated record